GUUCAUCAAGCUCCUAGCCACACGCUCUGUCGUUACCUGUGAUGAGACCGUGGCAAGCGGACGGAAGCAAAACAAGACAAGGUAUACGUUUAUGCCUUGCUCCAACAUAGAUGGUUCCCUAAAGCUUCCGUUGUAUUUCAUUUGCACUGCUGCAAAACCACGAGGAAUCAACAUCGAAGAACUUCCCGUUUCAUAUAAUCAUUCCAAAAAGGCUUGGAUGACCAGACUGUUGUUCCGUCAAUGGUUCCACGAAGAGUUUGUCCCCGCUGUUCGAAAAUUUUCGGCCGAGAGAGGAUUAGAGCCAAAGGCAUUGCUGGUUCUUGAUAAUUGCACCAGUCAUUAUGACGUUGACGAAUCUCUACAGAGUGACGAUGGACUGAUUCAAGUGAUCUACUUCCCACCAAAUGUAACUGCUGAAUGCCAGCCGAUGGACCAAGCGGUCAUCAAUGCAAUCAAGCGAAAGUAUAAAAGAAAACUGAUGCUCGCAUUAAUUCUGGAAAACGAACACUUAAGUUUCGAUGAACGAUUGAAGAAGAUUAAUCUUCAACAGUGUAUUUCGUGGUUGGCAACCUCUUGGGAGGAGAUAUCUGACAAAACUAUACGUAAUUCGUGGAAGAAAUUGAUCGAUGGUUUGCCGGAGGAUGCUGUUAAUGUAGACUCGAAAGCGGCCGAUGAUGACUUCAAAGCGCUUGUGUCCAGGAUUGACAGUUUGGCAGGAACAAAAACAUCUGAGCAAGAUAUUGAUCUGUGGAUCAAAGAUCAGGUGUAUGAUGCUGAUCAUAAUCCAGAUUGGGUAACCAGUGAAGUGUUCUCUGAUGACGAGAUUUUGUCAUCAGUUCUCAAGAAAGAUCAACCUGAAAUGCAAGAAGAAUGGUUGGUAGACACAGAAGAUGGAAGUAAUUCGUUUGAUACUUCCAUUACUAGUACCGGAGAUCCUGAUUUUGGCGAUGCAAUCAAGUCAAUUGAUUGCCUAGUUCGCUAUAUGAAGCAUGAUGUUGCAGAAGUAUGCCAUUUGAACGCGCUACGUUCGAAAAUCACUGAAGUUGAAUGGCUAAAACGAGCAUGUUGAAGAACUCUACCAUUUUGUUGAAAAUGAAUUUACGUGGUUUGUUUAAUUUUGUUUGAAACGUUUAAAAUAAAUAUUGUUUUUGUUGAAUAAUAUUCGAUUUUAUUUAUUUCAAUGAUUCAUUUAAAAUUUAUUUUAAACCUAAAAACACCAUCCACGAGCCCCUCGAAAAA
Toxorhynchites rutilus septentrionalis is the source of this 1239-nucleotide messenger RNA. RefSeq names its product jerky protein homolog-like. Gene Ontology annotation, cellular component: nucleus. The record is from RefSeq and is a predicted model, not a curated record. NCBI's taxonomy places the organism in Eukaryota, Metazoa, Arthropoda, Insecta, Diptera, Culicidae. The transcript is spliced from 2 exons. Gene Ontology annotation, molecular function: DNA binding. The coding region runs from base 92 to 1069 and encodes 325 amino acids.